UGCUGAUCCAGAACCGGCGAUCUCCAGCCACAGCUCAUGGAGAUCUCACUCGUCUCCUUCGUUUUCCCCACCUUCCUUCUCUUCUUCUUCUUCCUCCUCCUCUUCAAGCGACGUUCCACUCCUACUCCACCCAACUACGCGCCUCUCAAGGGAUACCCUGUCGUCGGUAACAUUCCCUAUCUCAUCAAGAACAGCCAUCGCAUACUCGACUGGUCCGCCCAACUCAUACCCUUGUCCCCCACCGGAACCGUUACCGUCGCUCCCUUCGUCUUCACCGCCGACCCCGCUAACGUCGAGCACGUCACGAAGACCCGCUUCGCCAACUACCACAAGCCGGAGCCCAUCAUCGCCGCCAUCAGCGAUUGCCUUGGCCGCGGCCUCGCCACCACGAAUGGUGCAGAGUGGCGGAUCCACCGCAAGGCUGCCACGAACGAGUUCAGCACUGCCUCGCUCCGCGCCUUCGCUUAUGAAAGCGCCUGCCGCACGCUCACCGCCCAGCUGCUUCCUCUGCUUUUGAGGGUUAGUCGGAGCGGAGAGGUGCUGGAUCUCACGGACGCGCUCGAGCGCUUCGCCUUCGACCACACGUGCAGCCUCGUGUUCGGCGAGGGCGCCGGGUGCCUCGGCGGUGAGGAGGGUUGCGAGGGGGAUCGGUUCUUCUGCGCAUUCGAGACCGCCGCGCGCCUCUGCGUUGAGCGCGCGAAGCAGCCAUUUACUCUCGUGUGGAGGAUCAAGAAAUGGCUCCGCGUCGGAUCCGAACGGAGGUUGCUGGAGGCGAUGGAGAUCGUCCACGCGUACGUCGAUCGGCGCAUGCGUCGUCGGCCCGCAGCAGACUCCAGCGGCUGGCGUGACGACCUCAUAUCUCGCUUCACGGCCGGCGGCCACUCUGAGGAGUUUGUCCGCGACAAUCUGAUCAGUUUCGUGCUCGCCGGGCGCGACACGACGCCGUCGGCGCUGACGUGGUUCUUCUGGGUGCUAUCUUCGCGGCCCGACGUGGUGGCCCAAAUCAGGGAAGAGAUCGAACGAAUCAGAUCUGGACGACGGCAAGGUGAAACUUUGUUGACCCAGGAUGAUCUGAAGCAGAUGAACUACCUGCAGGCGGCUAUAUCCGAGACGCUGCGUCUGUACCCGCCGGUGCCGCUGGUGCCGAGGGAAUGCCUGGAGGACGACGAGCUCCCCGAUGGCGCGCGGGUGCUGAGGGGGUGGGUAGUGAUGUACAACGCUCACGCCAUGGGGAGGAGGGAAGCAUUGUGGGGGAGGGACUGCGAGGAGUACAGGCCGGAGAGGUGGCUAGAGGAGGGGGUAUUCCGGCCGAGGAGCUCGUCGGUGUACCCGGCGUUCAAUGCGGGGGCGAGGGCGUGCGUAGGGAAGGAGGUGGCGCACCUGUUGAUGAAGGUGGUUGGGGCGAGCGUGUUGGAGAAGUUCGAUGUGGAGGUGGUGGAGGCGAGUGGCCGUCGCCGGCUGCUGAUGGCAAUGAAGAUGGAAGGAGGACUGCAGGUGAAGCUGAAGCAGAGAAGAGCGUAAUUAAUUACCCUUUAGCGAACUGUGUCAUUCAUAAACGCCAGGGAUUUCUAUCCUUUUUUGGAUUUGACCGGUCAAUAACAGA
Zingiber officinale is the source of this 1603-nucleotide messenger RNA. RefSeq names its product cytochrome P450 94B3-like. NCBI's taxonomy places the organism in Eukaryota, Viridiplantae, Streptophyta, Magnoliopsida, Zingiberales, Zingiberaceae. Gene Ontology annotation, molecular function: heme binding; monooxygenase activity; iron ion binding. The record is from RefSeq and is a predicted model, not a curated record. The transcript has a single exon. Bases 37 to 1521 code for a protein of 494 amino acids.